Messenger RNA from Seriola dumerili (greater amberjack), 1005 nucleotides. RefSeq names its product proline rich 16 (gene prr16). The transcript has 2 exons. Lineage: Eukaryota; Metazoa; Chordata; Actinopteri; Carangiformes; Carangidae. Gene Ontology annotation, biological process: positive regulation of translation; positive regulation of cell size. The record is from RefSeq and is a predicted model, not a curated record. Bases 1 to 1005 code for a protein of 334 amino acids.
AUGUCAGGGACACCAAAUGCAGACGCUGAAGGAGUAGUCUCCAAAGUACAAGUGAAAAAGGAGAUCAAGACAAUCGUGGAGAAUUUGGAAACCAUCCUGGGAGACCUCAAGGAUGUAGCCAAAGAGCUCAAAGAGGUUGUUCAUGAGAUUGACACCCUGACUUGUGACCUGCAACUGGAGGAGGACGGACUGACAGACAGCUCUAAGACGGACACGCUCAACUCCAGUUCGAGUUCCACCACCACCACCACCACUGCUUCCAGCCUGGAAAAGAUGAAGCUCUUCCCCGAUGACUGCAUCUUUAAAACACCUGCGCCCAUCAUCCCGGUCCCUGUCACCCCUCCUGCAGUACUGACUGUACUCAAGAAACCCCACCCGCCCCUACCACCACCGAGACAUACCACACUAAGAGCCGAGGAUCACAACAUUAAGAAUCUGCCUCAUCCAACAUUAGUGUUAUCAGGGAAUAUAUCCAAGGCUAACGGGUCUCUGUUGAGGAAUGGCGGGGUUUUCCCGUUGAAACCAAACAGGGAUUUAUUCUCCUCCACACCGUGUUUCAUUUCUAGUGACAGCGGGAUCCCUGAGUCGGGGCUUGUUCCUACAUUGCCUAGACCCAUGCCACUACUCCGUCAUGAAAAGAACAAAUGCCCCAAGGCGCCCGGCAGGGAGCCUCGCGAGAGGGAGCGUGUCCGUUUCAGUGAGAAGGUCCAGUACCACGGUUACUGUCCUGACUGUGACCUCCAAUAUGAUGUAGACGACACAGAACUACACUUACAGGCUGAGCUGAAUGACUUGAGGCUCAGCCCAGUGCAUUGCUGCUCUUCCUCCUCCCCUCCUCCACCUCAUGCUCUUCCUCAUGAUCUAAUGUUGGAAAACGGUGGCCUCUCCGUCAGCCACAGUUUCCCGCCGACAGCAAAUACUCCUCCACCUUGUGUGCCUCCUCACCCACCUUCCCUCAAGCCCCAGAAAACAAUCCUACGCAAAUCAACCACCACAACGGUUUGA